This is a messenger RNA of Equus caballus (horse), 3327 nucleotides long. It is a transcript of the gene HTR1D, whose product is annotated as 5-hydroxytryptamine receptor 1D. Gene Ontology annotation, cellular component: plasma membrane. The record is from RefSeq and is a predicted model, not a curated record. Gene Ontology annotation, molecular function: dopamine neurotransmitter receptor activity, coupled via Gs; G protein-coupled serotonin receptor activity. NCBI's taxonomy places the organism in Eukaryota, Metazoa, Chordata, Mammalia, Perissodactyla, Equidae. Gene Ontology annotation, biological process: regulation of behavior; adenylate cyclase-activating adrenergic receptor signaling pathway; chemical synaptic transmission.
GAUUGUGGGAAGUUCCCCCAACUUUGUCCAGGAUGGGGAAGGACAGGGAGACGGGCCUCGGAAUCAUGUAGCUUCCUGCAAAGCUCCAGCCCAGCGUUUCUGACCGAGGCAAUCCACCGUGUCCUUCCUCCCAAGAUAUCACCCACCAGCCUCUCAGGCCAUUCCGAGCCCACGCCUUUCACUGAAUGAGGUCAUCGGAAUGCCUGGAACCCAGGAGUGACCGCAUGGGUUUAUGGAGCGAGCACACAGCCUUCCGUGAGAAAUGAUGGCACCUCGCUCACCCAGACUGUCUGGAAGGAAGAAAAUUCCAAACAGUCCAACCCGACUUCACAUUUUCCGUGUGAACCAAAGUGGGAGGAAAACUUCAGCCAGAGGCUUUUGGGGUGCAGCCUGGGGCGAGGGCGGGGCAGGGUGGAUCAUUGUUCUCGCCUCUCACCGCCUCUCACCGCCUCUCACCUUGACAUCCCAAACCGGUUCACUCCUGGGAGCGCUUGUGCCUCGAGCCUUUUCUUCCUGGACUGGAGCAGUGUGGAGAAGGGAGAUUUCGAGAGAAAACUGGCCCUGGACCCAGUUCUUUCGCUUCUCGCUGGGUGACCUUGGGCAGGUGACAUCACCUGUCUGAGCAUCGCUGGCUCGUUUGGCUUCCGAACACGUGCCCUUCUCGGUGAACCCACAGUGCUCUGUUUGUUUGCCUUCUCUCAGCUCACGCAUUCUUCGAGGCUUGGUAACCGGAAUGUUUUGUCUGUUCAGGCUCCAAACAGUCAGUGGGAUAGGAACCAAAGUGAAGUACCUCUUGCUGUGUCAAGAUGAACCUGGGAAACUGGCAGCCGUUGCCUGGACUGCUUCUCUGAAUCCUCUGGUACAUCUUUUUGUCUCUAGUUUUAAAAGUUCCCCAGAGGUCACCCGAAACCCGGAAUCUUGUCAGAAUAGGAUGGCGGUCAUUCUACAGUUCUCAUUAAACACAUUCAUCUCUCAAACUUUGGAGGGAGCCAAAAGGCCAAAAGCAAGAAUUCCAGAGCAUUGCCUACACUGGUCUGUUACCCUGAUAAAUGUCUAACAAAUUCGGUAUGUGUCUACGGGGCUUGACCAUUUGCUGGGCAGAGUUCCAGAACAGUGAGACAUCUUGGAAUUCAUCUGGUUUAGGAAAGACUUUUAACUACCAGCUGGGAGUCACCUCAAGUGUUCUGUAAAUAGUCAAGUCUUGAGGCCUUUGCUCUGUGGUCUGUUCUGAUGGAUGGCUCCCCACCGAGUGAAACAGAAGGAUGACCUUGUUCUGUGAGCAGGACGAUAGUGAAAGAAGGAGCUGUGUGUGUGGAAGUCUGUGGGAAGAGGGAGCCAUCUAGAAUGUCCCCACCAAACCAGUCAGUGGAAGGCCUUCUCCAGGAAGGCUCCAACAGAUCCCUGAAUGCGACGGAAACCCCAGAGGCUUGGGAUCCAGGGACCCUCCAGGCCCUCAAGAUUUCUCUUGCUGUGGGCCUUUCCACUAUCACAUUGGCCACAGUCCUUUCCAACGCCUUUGUGCUUACCACCAUCUUUCUCACCAGGAAGCUCCAUACCCCAGCCAACUAUCUCAUUGGCUCCCUGGCCACGACUGACCUCUUAGUUUCCAUCUUGGUCAUGCCCAUCAGCAUUGCAUAUACCACCACCGGUACCUGGAGCUUUGGCCAAAUCCUAUGUGACAUCUGGCUGUCUUCUGACGUCACGUGCUGCACAGCCUCCAUCCUGCACCUCUGUGUCAUUGCUCUGGACAGGUAUUGGGCCAUCACUGAUGCGCUGGAGUACAGUAAACGCCGGACAGCAGGCCAUGCGGCCACCAUGAUUGCCAUUGUCUGGGCCAUCUCCAUCUGCAUCUCCAUCCCACCACUCUUCUGGCGGCAGGCCAAAGCUCACGAAGAGAUGUCAGACUGCCUGGUGAACACCUCUCAGAUCUCCUACACCAUCUACUCCACCUGUGGGGCCUUCUACAUCCCGUCCGUGUUGCUCAUCAUCCUCUAUAGCCGGAUCUACGUGGCGGCCCGGAACCGUAUCCUGAAUCCGCCAUCGCUGUACGGGAAGCGCUUCACCACAGCCCAUCUCAUUGCAGGUUCUGCCGGGUCCUCGCUCUGCUCUCUCAACCCCAACUUUCAUGAGGGGCAGUCUCAUUCGGGCUCCCCUCUCUUUUUCAACCACGUGAAAAUCAAGCUUGCUGAUAGCGUCCUGGAACGCAAGAGGAUUUCCGCUGCUCGAGAAAGGAAAGCCACUAAGACCCUGGGGAUCAUACUGGGGGCCUUUAUCAUCUGCUGGCUGCCCUUCUUUGUUGCAUCUCUGGUCCUCCCCCUCUGCCGGGACUCCUGCUGGAUCCACCCAGCCCUCUUUGACUUUUUCACCUGGCUAGGCUAUUUAAACUCCCUCAUCAAUCCAAUAAUCUAUACUGUGUUUAACGAAGAGUUUCGGCAAGCAUUUCAGAAAAUUGUCCAUUUCCGGAAAGCCUGCUAGUCUUAUUUGGUGGUGAUUCUUGUUAUCUUUUGUAUCUUGUAACCCGAGUGGGGGUGUCUUUUUAUUUUUCCUGAGAUUUGGGUUAAUCCUGAUAUCUUGAGUUUUGGUUCCAUCUAGAGAAUUGUUCAGCAUUCUUUUUUCCUGUUGUCUUCUUGACUUCUGAGCCACCAAAAGCUGGGCAGCUGUGGGAAAGGGGACAAGACUGAAAAUUCCACUUAGCAUAAUUUUUCAUAGUUCAUCCGUGUUGGAAGUAACAUGACCCACAGGAUUCCCCGUUGAUGCAAUUCAGGCGGAAAGCUGUCUGACUCUGUAGAAAGAUCCCAGGCUCAAAGGGAGGGCUUUCUGGUCUACCUAAGCUUUGUAUGGAGCUCAAAGAGGGUAGGUGAGAUUAGUGACCUGAGUUGAAAAAGAAUUUGGAGUCAGGAUGGAGGGGUCUCCAUUCCAUGUGGCACCUUGAUGGGAAAAUAGCACCCAGGGAUUUCUUCCACUGAGUCCUGCUUAGGUUGACUCUCUCCCAGUUAUUCAUGGGUAGAGAUUCAUUAUUCAAGGUGCAGCGUUAUGGAGUGAUGGAGAAAGAUUCAGAAGCUUGGGCAGGAAAGCAGGAUGGUUGGAACCAGAUCGACCAUCCUGUACCCUUCCUCGUUCCCCAGUAUCUCUGCACCAUCUUAACGUUCUGACGUUAAACCCCACCGUCACCCACAUCAAGGUAGCUUGACAGGCUUCGGACCCACCAAGCUUUGAAUGGAACACCAUUGUGAAUUUUUUUCUGAAUUAUUUUUUUACAUCCUAUUCUCAUCAGAGAUCUUAAGAUGUUAAGUCUUGUCAAAUAAAAAGCAUAAGACAUCAUGAUAA